Molecule: messenger RNA, 2455 nt
Organism: Trichoderma atroviride IMI 206040
Lineage: Eukaryota; Fungi; Ascomycota; Sordariomycetes; Hypocreales; Hypocreaceae
Source: RefSeq, a predicted model, not a curated record
AUGGAUAAGUCGUGCACCAUGAUUCGGAGCGGUAUCAUACAGAAGUUACAGAAGUUUUCUGCAAGAAGGUUGAAGAAUGAGAUAGCUGAAGUGGCGCAGACUUGUAAUACGCAGACGGCUCGUGGCCCACCACAUGUGACCCAGGAGCUCGACGAUGAUAUACAGCUUCUCUACUCCACUCUACAGCAAUAUCAAUCCUGCAAUACAGGAGGAUCAGAGCGUGAUAUCAUGAUAAACAUACGACUCAAUGGUUACAGGGCCCUUGGCAAAAACAGUGAUCCAGCUUCUUUCAUUGUCGAUAAUGCUUCUGCCGAAUUCGGCGUUCUCUUCUUAGACCACCCGCACGUAGGGAACGGUUAUUGGCAGGAGACUUGUGUCCAGAUAUGUCAUACGAGGCCUCCAGAACUGCCUAGAGUGAAGUUUACAGAUUUGGGCCCCAAUCCGGCUGCUACACAAGCCCAAUACGAACCUAUUGCUUGCGAGAGCUUCUGUCAGCAAAUCAGUUGCCGCAACCAAGAUCUUAUAUACCUGUCAACACGAGACGGUGGGCUUGUCUACCAUAAACGCUCUGAUGUUAACAGAGAUUGGCUAGCUAGCUGUGAAGCAGUAUCACUGGCGAACGCCUUUACUAAACCAGAAUUGAAAUUAAAUGAUAAGUCUAAGGCGAUUCUAGGGAUGCUCUUAGCCAAGACAACUUGGGAGUUUUAUGAUUCAGCUGUUAUCGGCCAGGGGCUUACAAGCGAUAAUAUUCACUUUAUUUGCGAGCAACGGGCUAAUAUCGCUGGCGCUUUUGUUAACGAGCCGGUGCUGCUCACUCGAUUUUCCCAGAGCAAUGGUCAGAUGAGUGACACUGGCAUUCAAAUCGGUGGAAAUGUCUCAUCUGCUACCAUGAAUCUGAUUCAUGACAUGCCCAAAAUUCUUGCACUUGGAAUUAUUCUCUUGGAAAUCGAGACUGGGAAGAUUAUGAGAAGACAUCGAGAAAAUCCUAGAGUUUGUCCGCCGGGGCUCUUCAAUAUCAACACUGACUAUAAGAUCGCCUGUAACCUCGUCGCCACAGGACCCAAUGCACAUACAGAGAGUAUCAUCCCAGAUUUAAACAAGCUGUCACCACUGAGGACAAUCUUGCCUUUAUGCAUUAAGCCAGGGGAAUUAAGAACAAAACUACAACAGACUCUCAGUGCACAAAAGAAGAAUAUCGCCGGUAUCAACUAUCGUAACGCCCUGCGUUCUGUCAUUUACAACGAAAUCGCCUUUCCAUUGCAGACUUGGGCAAACCAGUUUGAUGAUCUCAACAGGGUCAAGCCGUUAUGGGAGGUUAAAGUGAAACAAGAAAUACCUAGACCCACGAUUCCGCUCACUGCCCCCCCGCUGAGGCCUCGGCAGGCUAGUUCUUUUGACAACCGAGAUUAUAGAAGACUGCGAGAAGGCUCGCGGCGGUGGUUCAACCGUUACGAGCAACUUAAUGAUUAUCUACAGCCUAGAGACAGUGAGAUGAGAGACGGCUAUAAGAGAAUCAAAGUUGCCAUGUUGGAUACUGGUAUAACGCAGGAAGAUUACGAUUACCUCAGGGACUCUCUAUCUUCAUUCGAAUACAAGGACUUUGUCGACGAGGCAGCUAAAGACACUGCGUGUGAUAACAGUGGACAUGGAUCUGCAGGCGUUUCACUUCUCCUCAAAACAUGCCCCCAAGCAAGCCUUUACAUAGCAAGAGUGCUAGAGACAGAUGUUGCAUUGACCGCUGACGUUAAUACAGUGGUCCAGGGAAUCAACUGGGCUAUUGAGAGACAAGUUGAUAUCAUCACAAUGGCUCUUGGAUUUGAGAAGAAACAGCAGCGGGUGAUAGAUGCGAUCGACAGAGCAUACCGCAGCGGCAUCCUUAUCUUUGCGGCAGCAUCUAACGAUCGCAAUUUUAGCCCCGUAUAUUGCCCUGCUAUCUUGACGGAUCAGGUCUUUGCCAUGUAUUCGACAAAUGCCGGCAUUCGAGAGUCCUGGUCGCUGAAUCCUUCUCCAAUAGCCGGCGAUAGCUUUGCCAUUUUUGGUGAGAAUGUUGAGCUCAAAGAAGAGGGUCCCUUAGUCCAAGGAACCUCUUAUUCGACAUCUAUAGCAGCUGGUCUAGCGGCGAUGCUCUUGGAUUUCGUUAGCCAAGAAGCAGACAUACACAAGAUGCGGGAGCUUUCUAACCUCAAGAAGAAGCAAGGGAUGAAUAUGAUAUUUCGAGAGAUGGCAAAGUCGGAUAACGGUUACUUGUGUAUCCGACCAUGGAAACUUCUGAAAAAUGAUAUUGACUAUGAGGAUCAUCUGGAAGAUGAUCAAGUAAGGAAGCAAGAGCGAGAAUGGAUUAGGGGUACUAUUGUGAGGUUGCUACAGUUGGAGAAGCUGCAUGACUCAUACCGAGGCUGAUUACCUAUAGAUGGCGAUAGUUUGGAGUACAAGUGUUAAGAUUUAAUUUCCGUUG